This is a messenger RNA of Orbicella faveolata, 1982 nucleotides long. RefSeq names its product hemicentin-1-like. The record is from RefSeq and is a predicted model, not a curated record. Gene Ontology annotation, molecular function: cell-cell adhesion mediator activity. Gene Ontology annotation, biological process: homophilic cell-cell adhesion; dendrite self-avoidance; axon guidance. Lineage: Eukaryota; Metazoa; Cnidaria; Anthozoa; Scleractinia; Merulinidae. Gene Ontology annotation, cellular component: axon; plasma membrane.
ACUUUUGUCGCUCAUUGUAGGAUUCAUUUAAAGAACCGUGAUGGCAGCGUCCUGUAAGGCGUUUGUUAGCCGUGCCCUUCUCACCAUUUUCCUGGUUAAAUAGUUUUAUCUUUAUUUACAUACUUUUUUGUUUGAUAGGAAUGGUGGGAGAGAGGCUGGACGCGGUAAUUAUGGAUACGAGCAUGACAGAGCAAAUGGCCACAGUUACCCAUCUGAGACGCCAAUGGUGACAUUCAGGAACACGAACCCAGCAGAGACACCUGGGAUAGCGAUCAACGACUCCAGUGUUACUCAGAAAGCUCAGCCUGGGGAAGGGACUUACGCUGACCUUCGGGAUUUCCAUCAGAAGACACCAGCCCCUGCUACCCAGGAGCCACUAAAAAUGCCUCCUACCUAUGAAAAAACAGAAUACGCAGAAAUAUCACAAUUCCUGCGAGCGCCAGUUACAACAGAUGAAGAGACAAAAGACGAGUCAAGGCAAGAUGACCGGAGUAGCGUAAACCAAGAGGAAUCAUCCCCUGACGAGAAUAAUACCGACCGGAGUACCAUAAAGCUAGAGGAAUUAUCCCUUCACGAGAAUAAUACCGACAAUAGUGAUGAACGAGGGCAAGAAAUUUUGUUGGAAAUUUGAGCUAAGAAAGAAAUGGUAAGAUGUUGCCUUUUUUCUCCAUUGCAGCGUCUCGGAGGCCUAAAAUGAGAAUUACGUGAAUUGAUUGAUGCCAGAUUGCUUUACAGCAUUCGGUUGCUGUAUCUUCUACCCUCUUACAGUCGUAUCACUUUGAACCCUUCGAAGGUGCAAUUAACGGUCACAAUGUGUGAUACCCACGGAAAUUCAAACGUCUUCUGUACAUGCUAAAUAUUAACUGGUUUGUAAUGGCUACCUGACUCUCGAAUACUUGUCCAGUAUAGUCCACGUGACAUGAUGUUAUCGUAUUUAUUGCAUGCGUGCUGGGCAUAACAAGCGAACUGAGGCACUUGCCUCGGUAAAAAUUGGGAAUUUAUUUAUAUAUUUGAAAUUCUCAUAAGAAGCUAUGCAUAAAACAAGUAGAUCAAUAUAAGAAGCCUAUUUUUCUGGUAUUUCCUCAGUAAAAAUUUUAGUCUGACUACGGCCGUGAUUAGUCUUCAUCAAUUGGUUUAUACCAUUAUCUGUUCUUGGUUGUCUAUGUCAUUUUGGUAACGAGAAGAGGCCAUUGAAAAACAGCCCUUAAAAUCUUUGGUAAAUAUUCGAAGUCCGAAAUAUGAUUUAGCCCUACCUAAAUUUCCGAAUCCCUGGCCCUACUUUGAAGUUCUUAUCGUUGAAUACCUGUUUGGUAUCUUUCGGAUCAUCACUACCAUACGACUGGAACCUGUUAUUUAAUCUGAUGUUUUGCAUUGUGCAAAAGUAACGCAGACGAAGUUGACCGAAUAGACCUAUUUCGAUAUAUCAAAAUUCAAACUUGGCUCCAAGGCUUAGGAGAAGAAAACAAAAGAAAUUAAUUAUUCACCCUCAGCCUGGAUGUGAUUCUUUGGUUGUUAUUCCCCUCGGUCUGAGACCCCAGUUUGAAUUUUAAUAUAUUGAAAUUGGCCUAUUUCGUGCAUUCUCCAGAAUAUCACAAGCAGUUGCUAUUCUGCUUAUGCGCAAUUGUAACCACGCCCAUGUGUGAAAAAUGGCAAAUUUAAAAUUGUUGAACUCGGUUAUCGGUUAUAAAUAUUAUGUGCUUUUCCAGUGGCGGGCAGAUAAAUGAUUUGUACUAUUCGCUAUAUUAUUUGCAACACUCCCCUUUAAAGAUUUAUGGCGCCGUGGAUUGCUCCCACUUUACAUCGAUUUAAAGAACAGAAAGCUACUUUAAAAGGCACUUGUUAACAGCAGGAACACCAAAACUGCCUGGAACAAUGUUGAUGACAUGUAACCUUAACUGUAACCGUAAUCUUAACCCUUAAUCCUAAUCCCUAAUGCUAGUUUUUAAUCCUUAACUCUGAUCUGACGUGGUGUCCCAUGGUGU